AUGGGCUUCCGUAGACAGGUAAAGGUCUUUGACACCGCACCUGCCUUGUGAAACAGGAGGGCUUUGUGAUGCAGUCUGCUGGCCUGGUUCCAUCGUCUGUGAGGUGGAAACGACAAGGCAUAGCAUGGGAAGGCAUUAGGCACCAGUACCCUAAAUGCCUACAUACAGGGAUGGUUGGUCUUCUCAUGCUAAUGAGGUUUAGACCAUGCUGAGCCCAACUUUUGUUCUGUGGGAUCUAGGGUAUCCCUUAUAUACCUAUGGCUCCAACUUUAUUAUUAUCCUAAUUAUCUGGCAGGUGAAAAAUUACCAUGGAUUAACAUUGGAACCUAAAAGGAGCUGCUGCCGGCAUCACUGAAAAGUCAGACAAAGGGCUAGAGAUGCAGCAUCAAAAGCUAGGAGACUUUCCCGGGAAGAAGCUGAGAAGCCGUGGGAGCUGCUCUCUGUCAUGAGAAGCCAGGGCUGGCUUCCUCAGGAGGGGAGUGUGCGGCAGCUCCUGUGUGCAGACCCCUGCUGCCAAAUCUGCAAUGCCAUGGUGCUGGAGAUUCAGCAGCUGGUGGUGGGUGAGAAUACCCUGGUCUCCCCAGCUUCAGGGGGGCCAUCGCAGGGCUCCUCUUGUCUAGAGAUUUUGUCCACAUCUAAAGUGUCUUUUAAGCAGAGUAUAGAGCAUCGUUGCCCAUGCUCCAAAGACUUUUCACUUCCACCUGCAACCCUCACAGUGUCACAGAAAUCCCUAACCCAGUCAGCUGCCCAGUCAACUGGUGCAGUCAGCAUCCAUGAUUACUGGGCUGAACACCUCAAACUAAGGCAGGGAUUUCAAGUCCCAGAGGUGUCCAGGGGCCCAGAGACUAUGUUUUCAUCAAGGCUCGAAGAGCCUCGGAUUUCAGUGAACCUGCAGAAGGUGAUGCAGAGCAACUCCAGCCUUGCCUAUGGGAACCAAGGCCAGCAGUCCUUGAAUUCCCAGGGGUCUCUGCUGACCCUGAACCAAGAAAUCACUACCUUGACACAUCCUGUGGCCUCACAUAUGGUCACUGUCCUCCCUGCCCACCUGCCAUUCCUCAGUCCUGAAGUCCUGAGGCUUCUUGAGGUACAUGUGAAAAAAAGGAUGCAUUUCCAGAGGUGGGGGCUCCCCAGACUUGUAGAAGAGUCUCUGAGGCAGUUUAUGCCAAAUCCGCCAUUAUUCUACCAAUCUGUACAUAACCAACCAGUUUCUUUCAUCCAAAAUGAUAGUUUUCAGUUCUCUGUUGAGAAAUUUGGGACCACUUCAUACCAGAACUGGGGUUCAUGUAUGGCCAGCCAGCCCACCCAGGCCUUCUGGGUUUCUGAAUGGUCCAUUAUGGACCCAGAACAAAGACCCCACUACCAGCAAAUCCCAAACCAUACGGUUCUUGCCUUGUCCUCUCCAGCCCUUAAAGAAUUAAAUGGCCUCUAUCUCAUGCCUGGGCAACCGGCUAAUGACUCAGUGGGCCAUGUGCAGCAGAUAUACAGCCAGCUAUUCUGUGGCCUCCCUUCUCUGCACAGUGAGUCCCUGGUUGACACCUUCUUGGGUUCUCAAGGCUUCUCCAUGAAUGGGAGCAUGUCUAAGCCCCACUUGAACGAUCCUUUUCUCUUCUCUCCCCCUCUAAUGCCUAAAACUCCAACCUGGUCAGCUCCACCCUGUUCUCCAUCUUCCCCAAAUUGGAUCGCUCCACUUGACCACCAGCAAGCUCAGAUCAAUAUCCCAUUUCUGACUCUCGAUGAGUAUGAAGCCUUGGAGUGGCACCUGCUGCAGAAGCAGCUCCAGCUUCAGUGGGGCCUGCCAGAUGUUUUCCAGAGAGAUCAGCACACCCAGAGUCCCAUGCAGCAUGAGCCCUGUGAAAAAGCCCAGUCUUCUGAGACUGAGAAAACUUCCUGGCCAGGGAAGCCCAUCUCAGUCCUCACAAGGGAACUACUCUUCCCAGAGCAUGCCAGUAGGCUGCUGGAAUUCCACCUCCAGAGGCAGUUGAUUCACCAUUGCUGGGGCCUGCCCCAGAAGAUCCAGCAGUCCAUCCAGUUGCUCCUGUCCCCCAGUGACCAGAGGACUCUGUCCUGGAGCAGCACAGCCCUAGACAAUGUGAAUGUCCCCCAACCUACAGCUCUAGAGGGCAUUGGGGUUGGCGACCCAUUCCCAGCCAUCAUGGACCCAGUGUCAGCCCCCAUGCCACACUUGUUUGUCUAGACUAAGGCAAUAUUAUAGAGCCACAUUGACUCCAAAUGUGGGCAGAUUCACCAAGGCAAGGUUCCUGUCUGCAUAUGUGGCUCUUGGGAGUGCAGAAUUCCUGGGGGCCUGAAAGUAGCUCCCUUCACCAGCAUCCCAGAAAGCAAGCCCCAGGAACUACAGGCAGCAAAUGACCCAGACCUACAACAGAAAGUUACACCCUGGAUGCCAGUGGUCCUUGCUCAGCAGCAGCAAGCCUUACCAAAUGCCAUCACAGGAUAUCCUAAGCAGCCCCAAACCCUGUCCAAGGGAGCCAUUGAGAAACUGGAGACAACUUUACGGCACAAGUAUCUGGCCUUCUUGUCAGGGCUGCCCACUCUUUAUUAUGUGGCUCUCUCCAGGGCCUUGGAUCCAGCAAUCACUUGCCAAGCUAUGAUCCCAGAGACAGUGCCUGGGCCUGCUGAAUUCCCCACAGAACCUCUGACUCAGAUGACCUCACCUGAAAAGCAAGUUCUAAAUCCUGGGCCAGGCUUUCAGGAUGCCAGCAAGGCUUGUGCAAACACUGCAGAUGAAUUCCAGACUGAAGUGCAGGUGGAAGGAAUAAUCAAGAUGGUGCCUCUAGAAAGCCAGACAGAGGCUGCCAGACCCUGCUUAGUCACGGAACCUGUCUUGGCCAAACUAAAUUUCCAUCUGAGAAAGAAGAUCCUAGAGAUACAACUGGGAGUUCCCAUAAGGGCAAGAGAGUCCAGGGAACAAACUGUAGCAAUCACAGAGAACAUCACACAGGAGUCUCCUGGGAAUCUAGACAACCAAGGAAAAACACUGCUCCAGGAACUCCGCAUCCCACCAGAUAUGCCACGUGCCCCAGAUCCAGAAUGGUUCCACUUCAAAGAACAGCUGGCCACUGAGUUAAAGGCAGUGCAUCAGAAACAGAAGCACCCCAGUCCUAGUGAAGUACCCCAUGGUUCUAUCCACUGGACCUCCAAGAUCUCUCAAGCCAGCAGGGACAUGACAGAGGCCCAGAUGCUUUGUUUUCAGCUGGAGGCCAGUGUAAACAACCCCAGCCUGGAGGAGGCCUGGAGCCCUGAGCCCCAAAGCCCUGACAAAAGCAAAGACUCAGCCCAAGUACCCAAGCUGGCAGAAAAGAAAGGCAAAUCCAAGUCAGCAAGGGACCAUGGAGAAGGGGAUGCCGGGUUCGCACUCUCCUCCACAAGAGAAAAAAGCCACUCAGCUGAAGCCCAGAGGCCAGAAGGGAUGCUUCUCAACAGGACACCCCAUAGCCCCUGGCGACGGAGACAUUGCUUUCACUUUAAUGCUCCCUGUCAGCACAGUCCCCAGUAUCGCCCUCAGCUUAAACUCCCAGAGCUACCUCCUGCAGGCCGUGGGGGGAAAGACUCUGAGAAGAAUGACCUGCAAGACAGUCAAGCCAAGCGCAAUGUCAUCAGCAGAUCAGCAAGGGUUCCCGAGAAUGCCCAGCCCGUGGUGCCCCAGGCAUCACAGGGCCAGCCUUUCCGGGGCCAACCCAUUCCGGGUAAGCCAUUGCAGGGCCAAACUCUACAAGGUCGGGUUUUGCAGGGGCAGGUGAUGCCAGGCUGUACCCACAAGAGGCGCCUUCCAGAAUCUGGCUUAAGAAAUAAGAUGAAAUUUUUUCUGCACUGUUUUAACCCCAAGACAAAAGGCAAAGGGCAGGAGAAAUCCAUGUCCUCCACAUCUGAGAAAAUGGCCAACAUGAAAAGAAAAAAUGUAGAAAAGAGCCUGGGUCCAGCCAAAAGUUCCAAGGGGCGAACUAAGACAGAGAUGACGAGAGGGAACCCCAAGGCCCAGUUUCCCCCCACUGAGAAGCAGGUGGGCCUGGCUGUCUUGCAUGUUCCCCAUUCCCCAGACAGUAAGCUCCGGCACCGCUCCUGCCCCCAUCAACCCCACUCUGCCUCAGUCCUGGGCACCCCCCACCACUGCCCUCGGCACUGUCCUCGAAUGGUUUAUGCCACCCAAUCAGGGAACCCACCCCAACUCUCAACUCUCACCUCAGAGGGAAAUACUGGUGUGCUCAAGAAGACCCAGAACAAGCAAAAAACUCUGUAGUCUCUGCAAUGUCUGCAUCCCUUGAAGAG
Molecule: messenger RNA, 4284 nt
Organism: Camelus dromedarius (Arabian camel)
Lineage: Eukaryota; Metazoa; Chordata; Mammalia; Artiodactyla; Camelidae
Gene: SPATA31F1
Product: SPATA31 subfamily F member 1
Source: RefSeq, a predicted model, not a curated record